AUGGCAUGGGACACCUCGGUGGUCCAAAUCGCCAAUGUGAGCUACGACACAUUUGCCAUCACGGGAGAGGUCACGACUAGGGAUGAGUCCAAAUGGUGGCUUACUACAGUUUAUGGGCCACAAGGUGUGGAGGAGAAAAUCUUGUUUCUGCAUGAGUUGUUGCAGAGAAGGACGCUUUGCCCGGGGCCGUGGAUGGUGGCUGGAGAUUUCAAUAUGAUUUUGAACGCUUCUGAGAAGAACAAUGAGAACCUCGAUAGGAAUAUGAUGCAGCGCUUCAGGGCGGUGCUUGUUUCGGUAGACUGGGACUUGCAGCAUUGCGACUCUGUGCUGCAAGGGUUAUCCUCGUCGGUCUCGGAUCAUGCGCCACUUCACUUGGCCCUCAAUGCGGCCUUUCGUCCUAGGAGAAGGUUCAAGUUUGAGAGCUUCUGGCUCAAGUUGGAGGGAUUUGAUGAGGCGGUUAAGGAGGCCUGGGUAUGUGACCCCGGCAUUGUGGAUCCCUUCCGGAGGUUGGACGCGCUAUUCAGGAAUGCGGCGGAGCGUCUGCAGUCUUGGGGGCAAAAACGGGUUGGGAACGUCAAGCUAAACAUUGCGAUCGCUAACACCUUGAUCUUGCGUCUUGAUGUGGCCCAGGAGAGACGGAGGUUGACCCCCGUGGAGAUCUGGCUGAGGAGAACUCUCAAGCAAUCUGUGCUUGGGCUUGCUUCGCUUGAGCGUACCAUGGCGAGACAAAGGUCGAGAGUUCGUUGGUUGAAAGAGGGGGAUGCCAACACAGCCCUUUUUCAUGCGGUUGCCAAUGGGAGAAGGGCGAAGAACCACAUUGCUUCUGUGAGGAUUGGAGAGGAGAUUGUGACGGAUCAGGAGAGAAAAGUGGAGGUUUUCACCGAGGCUUAUUUCCAGCUGCUGGGGAAGGUGCAACCGAGAGAGUACUCGAUUGAUCUGGAAGAGCUUGAGAUCCCCACAGCUCACCUACAGGACCUGGAUGACAUGUUCACUGAAGAGGAGAUCUGGAGGGUGGUUAAAGACCUACACCCGGACCGGGCGCCGGGACCGGAUGGUUUCACAGGAGCUUUCUACCAGAGGGCGUGGCCGAUCAUCAAGGGAGAUAUUCUCGCUGGCUUGUUCAAAUUGAGUGUAGGAGAUGGGCGCGGCUUUGCCCGCCUAAACCGAGCCCUCAUCACCUUAGUCACUAAGAAGCAGGAUGCCACAGAGGUCAAGGACUAUCGCCCCAUUAGCUUGGUGCAUAGUUUUGCAAAACUAUUCUCCAAGAUUAUGGCGAAUAGGCUCCGGAGCAGGUUGAGCGAGGUUGUGAGCACCAACCAAUCGGCUUUUGUUAGAGGAAGGUCCCUACAUGAUAACUUCAUCUUAGUGAGGCAAGUGGCAAGGAAAAUCAAUCUACAGAGGCAGUCGGGCGUGCUCCUCAAGUUGGAUCUCUCGAGGGCCUUUGAUUCUAUAUCUUGGAGUUUCCUUUUUGAGGUCCUUCGACGCAUGGGGUUCGGAGAGAGAUUUUUAAAGUGGGUGCCCUUGCUGCUUAACACAGCAAACACUAGAGUGUUGGUGAACAGCGUCCCUGGAGGUAGGAUUGUUCAUGUCAGAGGCCUCAGACAGGGUGAUCCCACAUCACCUAUGUUGUUUGUGGCGGCUAUGGAGGUACUGACUGCGGCAGUCAAGAAAGCCGCAGAGAGACAACUUUUUGCCGGGCUUGCGGGGAUCACAGCGCUUCAGAGGAUAUCGGUGUAUGCGGAUGAUGUGGUUAUCUUCUGCAAGCCGCUGGCCGCAGAGUUGGAGGCGGUGAAGGCCAUCGACAACUUCCACGCCAUUUCUACUUCGUAUGCCAGUAUAUUGGAGGAGAACGAGGACGACAUUCAUCAAGCGUCGCUAGAAGCAUGUGAUGAAGGAUAUGAGGCCGAAGAGGUUGAAUGCGUGGACGAGGGAUCCUUCGAUGCUUCUCAACCAAAUUAG
Molecule: messenger RNA, 1959 nt
Organism: Lolium perenne
Lineage: Eukaryota; Viridiplantae; Streptophyta; Magnoliopsida; Poales; Poaceae
Source: RefSeq, a predicted model, not a curated record